Lycium ferocissimum is the source of this 1302-nucleotide messenger RNA. Its product is annotated as bifunctional L-3-cyanoalanine synthase/cysteine synthase 1, mitochondrial. Lineage: Eukaryota; Viridiplantae; Streptophyta; Magnoliopsida; Solanales; Solanaceae. The transcript has 10 exons. The record is from RefSeq and is a predicted model, not a curated record. Gene Ontology annotation, cellular component: cytoplasm. Bases 83 to 1213 code for a protein of 376 amino acids. Gene Ontology annotation, molecular function: cysteine synthase activity.
CCCAUCUUUCAAAUUUCGAGGUGUAGAUACAAAGUAGAGACGCUUUCAAGUUCUGUGAACUUUCAGAAAAAUUUCAAUAUCAAUGGCGUCCUUAAGCAACUUACUUAAGAAGAGAUCUAGCAUUAAUGAUGUAAUUAAAGCUAGCAAUAGAUUUUUCUCAAGUGAGCCUUUAGCUGAUAAUUCUUCAACAUCAUCAUCAUCAUUUGCUCAAAGGUUAAGAGAUCUACCAAAGCACCUUCCAGGCACCAACAUCAAAACUGAAGUUUCUCAACUCAUUGGGAAAACACCAUUGGUUUAUCUUAACAAAGUGAGUGAAGGACAUGGUGCUUAUAUUGCUGUUAAACAAGAGAUGAUGCAGCCUACUUCUAGCAUCAAGGACCGACCGGCAUUCACUAUGAUCAAUGAUGCAGAAAAGAAAGGAUUAAUCACACCUGGAAAAACAACACUAAUCGAGCCAACAUCGGGUAAUAUGGGAAUAAGCAUGGCGUUUAUGGCGGCCAUGAAGGGCUACAAAAUGGUUUUGACAAUGCCCUCCUACACAAGCAUGGAGAGGAGGGUGGUUAUGAGAGCAUUUGGAGCUGAUUUAAUCGUAACUGAUCCAACUAAAGGAAUGGGAGGAACAGUUAAGAAGGCUUAUGACCUUUUGGAAUCUACACCUAAUGCUUUUAUGCUUCAACAAUUCUCCAAUCCUGCCAAUACUCAAGCUCAUUUUGAGACUACUGGGCCUGAAAUUUGGGAAGACACUCAAGGUAAUGUUGACAUCUUUGUCAUGGGAAUAGGAAGUGGAGGCACUGUCUCUGGUGUUGGACAGUAUCUGAAAUCCAAAAAUCCUAAUGUCAAGAUAUAUGGAGUUGAGCCAACUGAAAGCAAUGUAUUGAAUGGUGGAAAACCAGGUCCUCAUCAAAUAACUGGUAAUGGGGUUGGAUUCAAGCCAGAUAUCCUUGACAUGGAUGUAAUGGAAGAAGUUCUUAUGGUUUCAAGUGAAGAAUCAGUAAACAUGGCUAGGGAGUUGGCAUUGAAGGAAGGGCUUAUGGUGGGGAUAUCAUCAGGAGCUAAUACAGUAGCCGCGCUGAGACUCGCCAACAGACCAGAAAACAGGGGAAAACUCAUAGUGACAAUACAUCCAAGUUUUGGAGAGAGGUACUUGUCAUCUGUCCUAUAUGAAGAGCUCAGGAAAGAGGCAGAAAACAUGCAACCUGUUUCAGUUGAUUAAUGUUCUAUUCUUGUAAUAAUUGUAGUCAAAUUGGUACAAGAAAAAAUAUAUGUACUACCUGGAAACAUUUUCCGAAAUAAUGUUUUUGC